AUGUCUGCUCUCUGGUGUAUGUGCUUGCACGCCCACUCCGUGAUCCUGCCCGUGCACAACGGCGAGCGCUGGUUGGAUCAAUGCCUGCAGUCCGUGCUGGAGCAGGAUUUCAAAGGAGCUCUGGAGCUGUCAGUUUUUAAUGAUGCCAGUCAGGAUAGCUCAGCUGAAAUCAUUGAAAAAUGGAAGGUCAAGCUGGAAGCUGCUGGCAUACCGGUCAUCAUAGGACAUAACACUUCAUCCCAGCCUGGAGGAGUUGGAUAUGCUAAGAAUCAAGCAGUAAUGCAGAGCUCGGGAGCCUAUCUCUGUUUUCUGGAUUCUGAUGAUGUGAUGAUGCCCCAGCGGGUCAGGCUGCAGCACCAAGCUGCCAUUCAGCAUCCAAACAGUAUUAUUGGUUGCCGAAUCAGAAGGGAGCCAUUGGAAUCUACUGAACGCUACACGCGUUGGAUCAAUAACCUCAGCAAACCCCAGCUGCUUACACAGGCAUUUACUUCCCAUGGCCCUACUGUGAUCAUGCCAACCUGGUUCUGUUCCCGAGAAUGGUUUUAUCACGUGGGCAAAUUUGAUGAAGGUGGAAAGGGCGUUCCGGAGGAUUUGCUGUUCUUUUAUAAGCAUAUCGAGAAGGGCGGUGACGUCUUCCGCGUCGACCAGUGCCUCCUGCUCUACCGUUACCACCCCCAGGCCGCAACUCAUUCCGUGCUAGAGGAAACCAUCUGGAAUCACCGAGUCAGGUUUCUUGAAGACCGAGUCCUCUCCUGCUGGACAUCAUUCACCAUCUGGAAUGCUGGCAAACAGGGCAAGAAGCUCUACAGAAGCUUGUCACCCACGAACCAGAAAAAGGUAACUGCGUUUUGUGAUGUCGAUGAAAAGAAAAUAGCAAAAGGAUUUUACACUUACGAAGAAUCAGAGGAGAAACCCAAGCCGAGGAUCCCUGUCUGUCACUUCAGAGAAGCAGCUCCGCCGUUCGUGCUCUGCGUGAAGCUGGAUUUGACAGGAGGAGCAUUCGAAGCAAACUUGGCGGCGCUGAGCUUGAAGGAAGGGGUGGAUUAUUAUCACUUCAGCUGACCGCUGAGGGAACGUCUUGCUGAUGAGCCACCUCGUCAUGGUGCCACAGCUCAAACUCGUGCACGUCCAGACAGCCCCUGAACCCAGAGCUUGGGGCUGCAAAGCAACAGCCAGGGCAGCAGCUUCGUUACGCCGAGCUCUACAAGGGGAAGGAGAAAAGAAGCGGUCACAGGGAGCAGUGAAUGUCCCUAUUUCAUCAUUAUCUCAGUCGUGGUAAAAUGAACCAAAUGGAGAUGAAAAUGUAAGAAGAUGGAGUCAUUUUCACAGGCCUCAACUUUUUUUUUUAAAAAAAACUACCCUUGAAUAAAUUCUGUUUGUGCAA
Nothoprocta perdicaria is the source of this 1384-nucleotide messenger RNA. RefSeq names its product UDP-GlcNAc:betaGal beta-1,3-N-acetylglucosaminyltransferase like 1 (gene B3GNTL1). The record is from RefSeq and is a predicted model, not a curated record. Lineage: Eukaryota; Metazoa; Chordata; Aves; Tinamiformes; Tinamidae. Bases 1 to 1062 code for a protein of 353 amino acids. The transcript is spliced from 13 exons.